CGCCGCCCCGCCCGGUGCCGGUGCCGGUGCCGCCAUGGCGGAGGAGCGGCCCGAGGUGCUGCAGGUGCUGGUGAAGACGCUGGACUCGCAGACGCGGAGCUUCGAGGUGGAACCGGAGAUCUCGGUGCGGGAGUUCAAGCAGCGAAUCGCCGGCGCCGUCAGCAUCGCGGCCGAGAAACAGCGGCUGAUCUACCAGGGCCGGGUGCUGCAGGACGAACGGAAACUGCGGGAAUACAGUACGGGAACCGGGAAUGGGAACCGGGAAACCGGGAAUGGGAACGGGAAUGGGAACGGGAACCGGGAACCGGGAACCGGGAAUGGGAACGGGAUCUACCAGGGCCGGGUGCUGCAGGACGAACGGAAACUGCGGGAAUACAGGGGGGUGGGGGUGCAGCUGCCGCCGCUGCCCCCCGAGUUCCUGCAGGCCGUGGGGGGGGUGGGGGUGCAGCUGCCGCCGCUGCCCCCCGAGUUCCUGCAGGCCGUGGGGGGGGUGGGGGUGCAGCUGCCGCCGCUGCCCCCCGAGUUCCUGCAGGCCGUGGCCCAGCAGAUCACCCAGCAGGCCAUGGCGGCCGCCGCCUCCGCCGCCACCG
Messenger RNA from Lonchura striata (white-rumped munia), 590 nucleotides. Lineage: Eukaryota; Metazoa; Chordata; Aves; Passeriformes; Estrildidae. The record is from RefSeq and is a predicted model, not a curated record.